ACAAGAUGGCAUCCGCAAAGACAGUGGAUGUGGUUCGACAACAAUCGUUGUGAUUCAUUAAAUAAAUUGGUUUCGCGAUUUCGGUGAACGUGAAUAAUUGAAAUAGAUGAGAAAAUUAGAUGUACAAGAGGCCUGGGGCGCCGACAGGUUAGAAGCGCAACUAGAAGCAGCUCGGGAUGGUCUCCGAGGGCUUGAUCGAAGCAUCAGAAAGAUCUUGGGCCGGGAUCUUCCUGAUGGAGAAAACGGUCCGAUUCAACCACCACCCAGCAGAUUAUCACAGAAGAGGCCGUUACAAGAGGAUAGACGACGGGUCGUAUCAGAUUUUGUGAAUAAUGAAUUACCUGGUGGAAAGAGGAGAUGGCAGGGAACAAAUGGGGAACCAAAGACAGUUUUCAGUCGGUUAAGUGCACGUGUACCUUCCAAUAAUGACGAUAGUGCCGAUGAAGAUGAUAAUGUGAUCAAGCCAGCUGUGUCUUCAAGAGUGAUAGCAACUCCGAGAGAAAUUCCAUCUAGACAAGAAGUUAUCAGGCGCGAGAGAAUAGACGAGCGUAGCAGACAGAGGAAUAAACGAAUGUUCGGGGCUUUACUAGGUACAUUACAAAAAUUUCGACAGGAGGAAACUAAGUUGAAAGCAAAGGAAGAUAAGAAGGCAGAGGUGGAAGCGAGAGUGGAAGAGGCCAGGAGGAGAGAAAAGGAGGAAUUGAGACGAGAGAGGCAACAAUUGUUUUUGUCUCGUAAACGACAGCUGGCGGAAGUUCGGGCACUGGAAGCGAAGUUAGCACGCAGUCGACAGUUUCAAGAUUGGCGUGCGGCGCAAUUGCCACUCGCUUCGUUCAUAAAGACUCGAGCUCAGCCUCCCAUUUACUAUAUACCCAAACGUAAACAUCCGCAGACCGAUCUCCUUUUGGUUCAAUCUGCGAAGGAGUUGCAUGAGGAGAUCGAGAGAAGAGAGAAGGCGUUGGUGGAAGAACUUGAACUGAUAGAAGUACAAGUAGGACUUGGGAAACAUCAACAGAACUUCGACGGAUCGACGACGUUAAGUGCUACGACGGAAGUUCCGCAGCCGACGGAGGAAGGGGAGGAGAACCGCGAUCCGAAUCCGGAGAAGAAUUCGGAGCCAGAGAGUAACGAGACGACGGAUGUUCCUGUGAAGUCCGAGAUGGACGAGACUCUCGAGGGCGCGAACGAUCUUGAGAAGAAGGAAGAGGUACAGGUGGACGAGGCGAAGGAUGAAAAUAAUGGCUAGUAUUAAGUGUACUUACGAUGCUUGUACAUAAGACGUACACUGGACGGUCCAACGAAGAAGGAAACGGAGCUUUUCUUACACGACACUUCCUGCGUGUGGACAAAUUUUACAAUUUACAAAACUAAAAAGAAAUUUCACUUUUUACUUAUUAUCGUAUAGAAGUACAAGUUCAUUCCCUUCACCCAGUCUCAUGCCACAUGCUCAUUUUCUUCGCAACGUGUCGAACUGUUGAAAUUUCUCUUACUAUGUCUAAGAGCGGAUACGCUACGAUCAAGAGUGAUUAAUUAAAAGUCCCAUAUUUUUUAAAUGUUACAUACUUGUAUCAUGACUGUUGUAACGCAUUAUUUAACUGUCAUCCUGUAAGUAGAUCAGAAAAAAAAUCGUAGUGGACGAACAAAUACAUAUAUUGAUUAAACUGUCGUGAAUUAAUACGAUACAUUUGUAGAUUGGGUAAAUGAUGUACGAUAAUUUAUUGAUCUAAUUCUUUUUUAUCAAUGUCUGUCUCGAAAUAAGUACGUAACGAAAAGAAAGCGUAGAAUGUUUUUCGUGUACGCUGCAAUGAAAUGAUACGAAUUCCAAUCUUGGACAUAUCUCCAGGUGUAAUAGCAUAUAGUACGGAUCUUUCUGCAAAUUUGUACAUCUUCAUUUUUUAAUUAACGAGUACGCAAUACGGAUACAAUAAAAGCGGGUGAUUCUCUCCGUAGCAAUAUGAAUAGAUAAUUGUUUGUAAAACAAAGAGAACAAUUUUAUUUUCGUUCUUUAUUGAAUAAGGAAUAAAAAGGAAUUAUAAAUUGGCAA
Ceratina calcarata is the source of this 2044-nucleotide messenger RNA. It is a transcript of the gene Pnn, whose product is annotated as desmosome associated protein-like protein pinnin. The transcript has 5 exons. NCBI's taxonomy places the organism in Eukaryota, Metazoa, Arthropoda, Insecta, Hymenoptera, Apidae. The coding region runs from base 107 to 1246 and encodes 379 amino acids. Gene Ontology annotation, cellular component: catalytic step 2 spliceosome. The record is from RefSeq and is a predicted model, not a curated record.